Messenger RNA from Plasmodium knowlesi strain H, 666 nucleotides. RefSeq names its product 40S ribosomal protein S8e, putative. Gene Ontology annotation, biological process: maturation of SSU-rRNA from tricistronic rRNA transcript (SSU-rRNA, 5.8S rRNA, LSU-rRNA); translation. NCBI's taxonomy places the organism in Eukaryota, Apicomplexa, Aconoidasida, Haemosporida, Plasmodiidae. Bases 1 to 666 code for a protein of 221 amino acids. The record is from RefSeq and is a predicted model, not a curated record. Gene Ontology annotation, molecular function: structural constituent of ribosome. The transcript has 2 exons. Gene Ontology annotation, cellular component: ribosome; cytosolic small ribosomal subunit.
AUGGGUAUCAGCAGAGACGGCCGACACAAACUCCGCCUUACCGGUGGAAAAAAAAAAAUCCACAAGAAGAAGAGAAAGUAUGAAUUAGGAAGGCCCCCAUCGAACACCAAAUUGGGUAGUAGACAAGUCCAUGUUGUUAGGGGAAGAGGGAAGAAUCUCAAGUAUCGUGCAAUCAAACUUGAUUCAGGCAGCUUUUCCUGGCCAGCAUUUGGAGUUUCAAAAAUUACCAGAAUUAUCGACGUUGUUUAUAAUGCAUCCAACAAUGAGCUCGUCAGAACAAAGACAUUGGUUAAAAACUGCAUCGUCUUGAUUGAUUCUCAUCCAUUUACUACAUGGUAUGAAAACACAUUUGGUGUAACCCUAGGAAAGAAGAAAAAAGGAAAAACUGAUGAAGAGAACAAAGAGGAGAACAAAGCUGAAGGUGAAGAAAAUGAAGAAAAUAAUGAAGAGAAAGAUGAAAAGGCAAAGUCGUCAUACUCGGUAAUUAAGAAGAUAGGAAAAUCCAAACAGAUCGACCCAGCUUUGUUGGAACAGUUCAAACAGGGAAGAGUGUUGGCUUGCAUCAGCAGCAGACCUGGACAGUGCGGUAAAGCUGAUGGUUACAUCAUUGAGGGCGAUGAGUUGCUAUUUUACAAGCGUAAAAUGGACAAGAAAAAGAGAAAUUAA